This is a messenger RNA of Eriocheir sinensis (Chinese mitten crab), 1860 nucleotides long. RefSeq names its product NADH-ubiquinone oxidoreductase chain 5-like. Gene Ontology annotation, cellular component: membrane. The transcript is spliced from 2 exons. Lineage: Eukaryota; Metazoa; Arthropoda; Malacostraca; Decapoda; Varunidae. The coding region runs from base 179 to 1297 and encodes 372 amino acids. The record is from RefSeq and is a predicted model, not a curated record.
GUGAAAAAAAGGCAACAUUUUUGGAGUAAUUAUUUUGUUUUACUCAUUUUAUUCAUUUCCUUAUUCAUGUAUUCAAUCAUUUUUAUUCAUUUUUUUUUCUCUUCGUCAAAAGUAGACUGAAGAUUUAAGUAAAACCAUGUAGGCCUAUAUCACGUUAUUUUAUUUAAUCUAUAUAUGAAUGCCUUUUAUUAUUAUUAUUAUUAUUAUUAUUAUUAUUAUUAUUAUUAUUAUUAUUAUUAUUAUUAUUAUUAUUAUUAUUUUUUUUUUACUAAUUAUUUCCAUUUUUAUCUAUUCUUUACCAUUCAUAUUCCUCCUCUGCUUUUUCUUUUUUUCUUUAUCUGUUUUCUUCUUUUUCUUCUUCCUUUUCUUCUUCUUUUGCCCUCGUCUGUUCCUCCUCCUCCUCCUCUUCAUUUUUCUUCAUUUUCUUUUCUUUCUUCUUCGUUUUGUUGCGUAUUUUCAGUUUCCUCCUUCUUUUCUUUCUUUUUUCUUCUUUUUCUUCUUCCUUUUCUUCUUCUUUUACCCUCAGUUGUUUCUCCUCCUCCUAAUCCUUUGCAUUUUUCUUCAUUUUCUUUUCUUUCUUCCUCGUUUUGUUGCGUAUUUUCAAUUUCCUCCUUUUUCUCUUUCUUUUUUCUUCUUUUUCUUCUUCCUUUUCUUCUUCUUUUACCCUCAGUUGUUUCUCCUCCUCCUAAUCCUUUGCAUUUUUCUUCAUUUUCUUUUCUUUCUUCUUCGUUUUGUUGCGUAUUUUCAGUUUCCUCCUUCUUUUCUUUCUUUUUUUUCUUCUUUUUCUUCUUCCUUUUCUUCUUUUACCCUCAGUUGUUCCUCCUCCUCCUCCUCCUCUUCUUUUUCUUCUUCAUUUUCCUUUUUCUUCUUCGUUUUGUUGCGUAUUUUCAAUUUCCUCCUUUUUCUCUUUCUUUUUUUCUUCUUUUCUUCAUCCUUUUCUUCUUUUACCCUCAGUUGUUCUUCCUCCUCCUCCUCCUCCUCCUCCACCUCCUCUUCUUUUUCCUUUCUUUCUUCUUUGUAUUUUGUAUUUUCAAUUUCCUCUUACUCUCUUUUUUCUUCUCUUUUUUUUGUUGUGGUUCUUUUUCUUCUUCUUCUUCUUCGUUAUUUUCUUCUUUUCUCCCUCUAUCUUUUCUUUACUUUCCUUCCUGUUUCCUUCUACUUUUUCCGCCUCUCUCGUUCCCAUUACUACUACUACUACUACUACUACUACUACCAAAUCACACAAACUAUUACUUAUACUAUCACGACUAUUGUAUUUGUUUUCUACCUUUUGUUAAUAUUGUGGAAUGCAUGUUAAUUUUUUUUUAAUUCUACGUGUUUUUUUUUUUUGUCUUCUUCGGUUUGAUUGUGUCUGUCUGUCUGUCUGUCUACCUGUGUGUGUGUUUGUGUGUACAUUUGUCUGUUCUGUUUAAUUGUCUGUUUUUCUUAUGGUUUGUCUUUAUUUCUGUUUGUUUUAUCUCCUUGCCUGUCUGUCUGUUUUUCCGUUGACGUGUUUGUGUGUUUGUCUGUGUUUAUGUUCGUUUGUCUGUCUGUGUUUAUCUGUGAAUCUGUGUAUUUGUCUGUGUCUGUAUAUCUGUCUGUUUGUCUGUCUGUGUUUAUCUGUGAAUCUGUGUGUUUGUGUCUGUAUAUCUGUCUGUUUGUCUGUCUGUGUUUAUCUGUGAAUCUGUGUGUUUGUGUCUGUAUAUCUGUCUGUUUGUCUGUCUGUGUUUAUCUGUGUACCGGUGUGUUUGUCUGUGUCUGUAUAUCUGUCUGUUUGUCUGUCUGUGUUUAUCUGUGUAUCGGUGUGUUUGUCUGUGUCUGUAUAUCUGUCUGUUUGUCUGUCUGUGUUUAUCUGUGUACCGGUGUGUUUGUCUGUGUCUG